AUGUUGCGAAAUAUUAUUAACCAGUCAGAAAAUUUAAGAAAAAAAAUAUUGCAGAGUAAAAAUAUAUGCACAUUGUCAGAAAUAUUAUUAUCAAAACAUCCUUAUAAACCCAAAACAAGGGAAAUAAUACAUCCGCAUAUAACACCUCCGGAAUAUCUAGCUCCUUCGGAUUGCUUUAAUGCCAAAACAAGUGGGUUACAACAAUUUAUACCAAGUAAUUAUUAUCGUACAAAAUGGAUUGAGUCCCUAAGGUCAGGAGAAUAUUUAGGAGAUGACUAUCCAUGGAAUUUAUUACCUAUGUGGAAAUAUUGGAAAAAAAGAAAAUAUAAUGUAAAAUAUGAUGAAAUACCAUGGUUUAUUUCAAAAAUUAAAGGAGUUUCUUAUUAUCAUCGAUUAAAUGUAUGGAUGGUUCAAUGGGUUGAAGAUGGAGUUCAUAGAAUUCGAAGAUUUCGAUGCGCUUUUGGUGUUUUACAAGCAAAAUUAGCAGCUGAACAGUUCAGAAGAAAUUUGGAACAGUCAGGUAGAGUUGACAAUAGGAAAUCAGAAAGACAAUUAAGAAUGGAUUAUAUACAAAAGAAAGAUGAACGAUUAUUAAGAAAGAAAAAAUAUUCAAAAAUAUCAAAGGGUCAAUUUUAG
Molecule: messenger RNA, 636 nt
Organism: Plasmodium vinckei vinckei
Lineage: Eukaryota; Apicomplexa; Aconoidasida; Haemosporida; Plasmodiidae
Product: transcription factor with AP2 domain(s), putative
Exons: 1
Coding region: 1-636 (211 amino acids)
Biological process (GO): regulation of DNA-templated transcription
Molecular function (GO): DNA-binding transcription factor activity
Source: RefSeq, a predicted model, not a curated record